AAAAAAACAAAAACAAAAAAAAAAGAGAGAAAAAAUGGCGAUGGAGAUCGGAGAAGAUGAAUGGUUGGUUUGCUGCGGAAGCUCUGAUUUCGCGAAGCUGAUGGUGAAAACAGCUCCGUUUAACUCUUUAGAAACAGCGAUCGAGACUGCAAGAGACAUCUGGUUCAACCAAGUGAAUGUUACAGCUUGGCUUGAAGCCUUCGCUGCUCAUCCUCAAAUUGGGAAUUCUCCUUCACCUUCUGACAACUCCGAUUUUGCUCGUCGGAGCGUAGCAGAGCAGUCCACCGCCUUUGCCACAACUUCUGCUUCUGCCUUAGAGGAGCUUUCCGAGUGGAAUGCACUCUACAGACAAAAGUUUGGCUUUAUAUUCAUCAUUUUCGCCUCCGGCAGGACUCACUCUGAGAUGCUCGUCGAGUUAAAGGGAAGGUAUGAAAACAGACCGAUAGUGGAGCUCGAGAUUGCUGCUAAGGAACAAAUGAAGAUAACAGAGUUCCGCAUUUCAAAGUUGUUUAGCGAUAAGGCUGAAGUUGUUUCACAAACUGAGUCAACAAAACCUCAAGAAGAUCGUCUGAGAAUCAUAGGAGGGCAUUUGAAUGUUGAAGCUGAAGCAAAAGUUCCCAAGAGAAGCAGGCCACCCAUCACGACCCAUGUCUUAGACGUCUCGCGUGGUGCUCCAGCUGUAGGUGUUGAAGUGCACUUGGAGGUGUGGAAUGGUACUACUAGUCCUUCUUUUCGUCAUGGAAGUCGUGGGGACUGGUCCAUUGUGGGAACUUCAGCUACUGAUAAAGAUGGGCGUAGCGGGCCAUUGAUGGAUUUGGUUGAGGCUUUGAAUCCAGGGACAUAUAGAAUAAGCUUCAACACUGCAAAGUAUUGCCCAGGCGGCUUCUUUCCUUAUGUUUCCAUUGCAUUUGAGGUUACAGAAUCUCAGAAAUGGGAGCAUUUCCACGUCCCGCUGUUGCUUUCACCAUUUUCUUUCACCACAUACCGUGGGAGCUAGAGCUGAUGCUGCACCCUGUCUUCAAUACAUUUGGUUUUGGGUGGUACCGUUACUGGACAUCUAUAAGAAUUGCUAUAAAAUAAAAUCUUUAUUUGUGUAUUUCUUUGGCUUUUGUGAUUAUGUAGAAUCGACAAUGAAUUAAGAAACAAGCAAAAAUGUUGUGUUUUGAUCUAAACUCCAUUGUGAUCAAGACAGUAAUGGUUGUUUAUAUUAUAUUUACCA
Messenger RNA from Eutrema salsugineum, 1219 nucleotides. Its product is annotated as uric acid degradation bifunctional protein TTL. Bases 35 to 997 code for a protein of 320 amino acids. Gene Ontology annotation, molecular function: carboxy-lyase activity; hydroxyisourate hydrolase activity. Gene Ontology annotation, biological process: purine nucleobase metabolic process. Lineage: Eukaryota; Viridiplantae; Streptophyta; Magnoliopsida; Brassicales; Brassicaceae. The record is from RefSeq and is a predicted model, not a curated record. The transcript is spliced from 4 exons.